CGACAAAAGCUUGCCAUCCACACCCCAAUUUCCUCAUAAAGCCAGCUCAACCUAUCUGUCCCUCUCUCUCCCUCACACGCACCUUACCAUUUCUGCUCCCCACUCGAGCCGGACUUACCCUCCAUUAACUACCCUGCUUCUCAUAUCUCAAACUCUCAAGCGUACCGCCCUCGCGCCGCAUUCCUUCCCUUUCUCCUCCCCUUUCUGAUCAUGUAAGAAGUAUGGCAUAGUACCCGGAAUUUUUUUUUUUUAAAAAAACAAGUUAAAGCUGGUCAGUGCAUCCUGGCUCUGAAAUUUCACGCUUCUUCCUGCUCCUCGCGAUGCCUGCCUCCCGUGCUCUGUUCCUGAGUCUCCUCAACAUUUGUUUGCUUGCGAGCUUAUCUUCUGCGGAAGAUCCGACUGUUUUCUAUAACUUCGAGGUCUCUUACGUCACUGCCUCUCCUCUUGGAGUCCCUCAACAGGUUAUUGCUAUAAACAAUUUGUUCCCGGGUCCUACAAUUAACUCAACCACAAAUAACAAUGUCGUCGUCAAUGUUCGGAACAAAUUGGACGAGAAUCUCCUCAUUCACUGGUCUGGGGUUCAGCAACGGCGAAGCUCAUGGCAGGACGGAGUUCUUGGCACAAAUUGUCCCAUUCCUCCCAAGUGGAACUGGACUUACAAAUUUCAGGUGAAGGAUCAAAUCGGAAACUUUUUCUACUUUCCGUCUCUUAAUUUCCAGAGAGCAGCUGGUGGAUUUGGAGGUUUCGUCAUAAACAACCGUCCCAUUAUUCCUAUUCCUUUUGAUACUCCUUAUGGGGACAUUGAAAUUUUUAUUGGUGAUUGGUACACGCGGAAUCAUACGGAUUUGCGGAAGGCACUUGAUGCAGGAAAAGACCUUGGGAUGCCAGAUGGUGUUCUCAUCAAUGGGAAAGGCCCUUAUAGAUAUAACGAUACGCUUGUUGCCGAUGGAAUUGAAUACGAAACAAUUGAGGUCCACCCUGGAAAAACUUAUCGGCUUCGUGUACACAAUGUUGGUGUUUCAACAAGUCUGAAUUUCAGGAUUCAGAACCAUAACCUACUUUUAGCUGAGACUGAAGGAUCCUAUACAGUGCAACAGAACUACACCAGCUUAGAUAUUCAUGUUGGUCAAUCUUACACGUUUCUGGUAACCAUGGAUCAGAAUGCAAGUUCAGAUUACUAUAUUGUAGCGAGUGCUAGGUUUGUGAAUGAGUCACUUUGGCAAAGAGUUACUGGAGUUGCCAUCUUGCAUUAUACAAAUUCCAAGGGGAAGGCUGCUGGUCCUCUUCCAGACGCUCCAGAUGACCAAUAUGACAAGACCUUCUCAAUGAAUCAGGCACGAUCCAUCAGAUGGAAUGUAUCAGCCAGUGGUGCUCGCCCUAACCCACAGGGAUCUUUCAGAUAUGGUUCCAUCAAUGUGACUGAUAUUUAUGUAUUGAGAAAUAAGCCUCCGGAGAAGAUUAAGGGGAAGAGACGAGCUACACUCAAUGGGAUCUCUUUUGUCAACCCUUCCACUCCAAUCAGACUUGCUGACUGGUUCAAAGUGAAGGGAACAUACAAACUUGAUUUUCCUGCCAAGCCUCUAACAGGACCGCCUCGGGCAGAAACCUCAGUAAUCAAUGGAACAUUUAGAGGAUUCAUGGAAAUCAUAUUGCAGAACAAUGACACCAAGAUGCAUACCUACCACUUGGAUGGAUAUGCAUUUUUUGUUGUAGGGAUGGAUUAUGGUGAGUGGUCUGACAGCAGUAGGGGUACAUAUAAUAAGUGGGAUGGAAUUGCUCGCACUACUACUCAGGUUUAUCCUGGGGCAUGGACAGCAAUUUUGGUAUCUCUUGACAAUGUUGGAGUUUGGAACCUGAGAACAGAGAACCUUGAUUCAUGGUAUCUUGGUCAAGAAACGUAUAUCAGGGUUGUCAAUCCAGAGGCCACUAACAAGACCGAGCUGCCCAUUCCAGACAAUGCCCUAUUCUGUGGCGCCCUUAGUAAAAUGCAAAAGCCACAAGAUAUCUCUUCAGCUCCGUCACAUGUGGGGGGUAGACUCAGCCUGUUCUGUUUCCUGAUGAUCGUAUGCACCUUCUCCCCCCUUUUCCAGUAGAAUUACAUUGUGGGGGAAUCCUCUAUGUUGCUUCGUGGAGUGAGCAAGGUUUGUGGUUGAGUUUUUUUCUUCCAGAAUUGUAAGCCUGGCACUGUUUAUAUCAAUCUUCCGGUGAUUUUUACUUGUUCUUUUUUUUCUAUUCUUUGUUUAUGCUCUUGGGUUUCUUUUCAAAUUUGAUCGGGACUUCUUGAUUCUUUUAGUGGCUAUAAUUUAUGUACAUGGAUGACAAUGAAUUGGAUGAUACAUGCAAAGUUGUGAACUUGAUUCCAAGCG
Messenger RNA from Prosopis cineraria, 2366 nucleotides. Its product is annotated as monocopper oxidase-like protein SKU5. Gene Ontology annotation, cellular component: plasma membrane. The transcript has 9 exons. NCBI's taxonomy places the organism in Eukaryota, Viridiplantae, Streptophyta, Magnoliopsida, Fabales, Fabaceae. The record is from RefSeq and is a predicted model, not a curated record. The coding region runs from base 321 to 2093 and encodes 590 amino acids. Gene Ontology annotation, molecular function: oxidoreductase activity; copper ion binding.